Molecule: messenger RNA, 1796 nt
Organism: Striga asiatica
Lineage: Eukaryota; Viridiplantae; Streptophyta; Magnoliopsida; Lamiales; Orobanchaceae
Source: the annotation of a GenBank genome assembly
UCUGAACAAGAGUACACUCACAAGUCACAUCUUUUCCUCCAUCGAAUGAGCUUUCCAGUUUCAUUUCUAUUUCCCUCUUUCACUUUCUAGGGUUCUUCCAUCGUUCGAAUUUACAAUCUAAUCAAGAAGAUUCACUCAGAUUCAGUCUCAACCGCUCAUAACCUUCGAAUGUCGGCAUCUACCGCUUCUAUAACCGCGAAUCAACGGCCCAUAACUCGCCGCCGAGCAGCCGAGCAGAACAUUUCGGCCAUCGGAUCAGAUCUCGCUGCGGCAGCCGUCGUCACCGAAUCUGAGAAUAGAGAAGAUCGACUCACUGCCGGUAACACUGGCGCCGCGGUUCUGAGGAAUGCUACGAAAGCACAGGCUCAAAUCCCGACGAGGAAGGGCGCUCCUUCCAGGAAGCAAGCAAGGGCGAGAUGGCUCACAGUGAUCCGCAUUCUCACUAGGAUUCUGGCAUUGAUGGUAGUCUCACUGGGUUUCGUUCAGAUGGCUCGGUGGGUGGUCAUGAAUUCUGAUCGCGAUGCCAAGGAUAUAGCGGCAAUUUCAGGGGAUUUCGAGGGAAAAUUCUCCGAGAUGGAGAAGUUUGUUAAGACGACAAUGAAGGCGAUGCAGAUACAGUUGCAUGUGGUUGAUCAGAAGUUUGAGGAUGGGAUUAGCACAGUUAGAAAGGAAUUUGAUGAGAAAAUCGAGAAGAAGGGGGACGAACUGGACUUAAUGUUGAAGGCUCUGGGUGCACGGAAUGAUGUUUUUGAAAAGUUUAUGGAUGAAUAUGGGAGCAAGAAUCUGCUUUCAAAGGAAGAGUUUGGUGACUUUUUUGAGAAAUUUAAAACGGACAGGAACAAAGGCAGUGCUGGUGAUUUUAGUGAGGUUAGUUUGGACGAUGUAAAGAAUUAUGCACGGGAGAUUGUGGAGAAGGAAAUUGAAAAGCAUGCUUCUGAUGGGUUGGGAAUGGUGGAUUUUGCAUUGGCAUCAGGAGGGGCAAAGGUAGUGAGGCAUUCUGAGCCAUAUGGUGGUGUGGGACUUGGUACAAGUGCGAGUUGGUUCAAGAGUCGUAAUACGGUGAGUGCAGAAGCUGAGAAUAUGAUUCAACCGAGCUUUGGAGAGCCUGGACGUUGUUUUCCUCUUAAAGGGCAGAAUGGUUUUGUUGAGAUAAGACUCAGGACUGCCAUUAUACCCGAAGCAGUGACUCUCGAACAUGUUCAUAAGAGUGUGGCCUAUGAUAGGUCCAGUGCUCCCAAGCACUGUAGAGUGUCUGGAUGGAUGCAAGGAGAAUAUUCAUCUGAUUUGGAAGUUCAUAGUUCAAAGAUGAUUCUCUUAGCUGAGUUCGCCUAUGAUCUUGAGAAAAGCAAUGCUCAAACUUUUGAAGUAAAGGCAGACACCUCGAAUCUUGUUGACACUAUCAGGCUUGAUGUUACAUCCAAUCAUGGGAGUGCUUUAUAUACAUGCAUCUACCGAUUGAGAGUGCAUGGCCGUGAACUGCUUCACAACCCCAACUCAGCCUUGGAAAUUCGAGCAUGAUGAGGAAACCUUGGCUCGUCUUUAUGUGCUUCUUCUCUUUAGCUUGCUUUAUGUUAGUUCCUCUUAAUGUACUUUUUUUUUUAUCCUGUAAUUUGUUUUACUUCUGUGCGAACCUUGGUAAUGUAAGCUAGAUGAAGUCGUUUAGGAUUUUAUUGGCACAUAUUCGUGAUUUUUUAUCUUUAGCAUAAUUUACGUUAAUCACUCUUAAUCAUUUUGUGCUUGAUUUGGCUUUGUGAAAUUUGUAUGCAUGUUAUUUGCUACUCUGGUGUAAUCAUGCG